GACGCAUAUAAAGUGGGUUGGGGCGUCUCGAAAAAAAGAGAGCUUUGAGCCUAGGAAGUCCCUGUAACCUUAUUAUUUGUGGAUCCAAACAUUGGCUGCUCACUUUUCCUGCAUCUUUAAAAAUGCUGGCUCUCGUGCCCCGUUCUUAAGGAAGUUUGCUGAAGCGUAGGUUCACUUUCUUCCGUACCUGAUUGGCACCAGGAGAAUUAAAAGUUAGAGUACGGCCGAUCCUCAGUCUCCCCCUGGCCUUGGAAGAGCGGCCAGUGCAAUUCACAUUCCAUGGUACUGGAACCAAGGCACGGAUUCGCUGGAGCAACCGCUGACACUUCUCUUGCAGUCUCACACACCUAUAUCAAUGGACGCGCCGCUGGACGGACAGAAUUAUAUGCACUUCGCCCUCAUCUAUCUCGAUGAGGGUGGCAAACUCCGCUUCGAAGCCUCACCUUCUAUCGCAAGCAACUGCCAAUCAGUAUUGUCACCGAACGUGACCGACUCAUUUCUGCGAGCCGUGGCCCUGUCGAACAAGAACGGUACCCCGAAGCUUAUAGGCUCCCCAGGGUCGCAGUCCGAUGAUGCCAGAGGGAAGAGUCCCUUGUCGCCGCAGUCACCAAACCAAGGAUCGAGUCGCGGGUCGUCGAUGUUCCACGAUGGCAACCCAACCAAGAGAAAGCGGGUUUCUCACGAGUGUGUCGUACCGAUGAGCAUUAAUUGCCACCAGAAGACCAUGCUUCCCAUCCGGAACCGCAGUUUGUUGCGGCGGUACUAUGAGAAAGCAUUCGAGAGCCUGCAGCAGAUCAACUGCCGGAUCCUCGCCAAGGCAUACAUCAAGCUUGUGGAGCCUCGAAAGCAGGUCAACUUUCCCUAUAACGGCCGCAAGAUCAUCUCGGGGACUUCGCAGCAGUUCGACCCCGAGUUGACGAAGCCGGCCUGGUGGCCAUCGGGAGUCACUCACCGGGAACCCGAUCACCUUCUCAAGCCAGAGAGAAUCCGGUUGUUGGUACACAUCCUGUGCGAGCUGCGAACGAGCCAUGCCAUCUGUGUCGACAGACUCAAGGAGGCCGACCAGUCCAUUCGACGUUCGAUCUCACCCCAAGAGCGCAUGCCGGUGCUGGAUGAAAUCUAUAGCGUGCGCGAAGAGGAGGAGAAUUAUCUCGACGGCAGGACCGAUGGUCAAGCAGUCGUCUGCGUCUCUCGAGUCCACCUCCCCGACAUGGCCGAUUCCCACGGCAUGGGCUCAUCCACGGGGAGCAUGCUGAAAUCGGAGAUCAACCCCGUGUAUAGACGAGAGGUUCCCGACAUGGAAUCCCACACGUCGGUCUUCCCAACCACCGGCGGCUCACCAACAAGCGACAGUGCCGAGAAACGCCGGAAAGAGAGCAGCAAGCUCAAUCACAGCCUGCCUGCCACCUGGGACCACUGUGUUCCCCCAUCGCUCCCAUCUCUGAGCAACCCCAAGCGAGCCCGCGACAGCGACAGCUCGUACCCCGUGGACAUCUCGAAUCCCCCCCUGUUCCACCACGACACCCCUACCUCGAUGCCAUUGGACAGUCAGACCUUUCCGCUCAGGUAUUACAACGAACCUCAUCUCAAUCACCACCACAGCCAGUCGCAACAGACCCUUCCGGUCCUUGGACUCUCCGGGACGGAGCUGGGAGGGUGUCCUCAACCAUACUAUUUUAAUUAUUAGACCACAUCUCCUUUGUUUCACUUUCCUUUGUUUCAUCUCAAAUCUUUCAGCGUUUUGAUCUCCUUUGUUAUUUUUUCUUUUGUUCAGCAGGGUCGAAGGCGCGACGGGAGCGUUGAUUAACGGCAACCAGGGAAACACAACACCACACACCACACAACACAAUACUUAAGUUUCGGUUCUUCAGGAAAGGAAACUCGAAAAGAAGAUAAUCCACGGGAGUCCGGGGCUGUAUAUAUCUCAUCAUAUAUCUGGAAGGGAGUCGGGCGUGCCAGCAGGGCUAUUUAUGUGCGAAAGGCGCAAUGACCUAGAGAAGGAUCCCACCUAGUCAUCUAAUAUCAAAUAAUGAGGCGUUUCAACAGACAUGUGAGGAAUAAGUUUGGUCAAUUCGCGACGUAAGGGGGAGCAGAGAAGCGAUCCAGGAAGC
Messenger RNA from Aspergillus steynii IBT 23096, 2111 nucleotides. Its product is annotated as DUF2841 domain-containing protein. Bases 356 to 1687 code for a protein of 443 amino acids. NCBI's taxonomy places the organism in Eukaryota, Fungi, Ascomycota, Eurotiomycetes, Eurotiales, Aspergillaceae. The record is from RefSeq and is a predicted model, not a curated record. The transcript has 5 exons.